GUGCCAAGCCUCUCUUUAUUUUCCUUGGUGUCCCGAGUAAAUACAACGUGAAUAUAACGGCGAACUGAACACACCACCGGGUGAGGUAUUGUUUAUGCAUCUUCAAAUACAUUUGGCUCCUUUCUAUAGCACCAUUGGACCACAAAGACCACUUGAAAGCACCCCAAUUGGCAACAGCUCGUCUUUUUUUGGUGGGCGUCAAUAGAGUCUAUUAUUUACAUGCAACUGAUUUAAUUAUGUUGACUAGUAGGGGGACGGGACGCGUAAUGAUGUGUCAACAGUGACAUAAAUAGCAACAGUGCUUGGAGACUUUGUUCAUAUAAGUAUCUAGGCUUGGCAGCAAGGACAAUUUGUGUCGCUCGAAAGCGGUGGUCUUAAGUUAUACCAUAGGCUAGCCAAUUUAAAUUUCUUGGAACGCCCAUUAAAGGGUGUAAACGCAAACUGGCCACUUGCUGCACUUGCGACAGCUUUUCCUUAAUACUUAUCCCUGAUAAACCCGAGGGAUUAACAUGAGGAAAAGCCGCACUGUAAAGGAUUAAACCCGGCGCUGUACUAAGCCCGCUAAAUCUGGCACAGCUAGCUACAGCCACCCUGUCCUUGUUCAGAUAAAACACAAUUCCUGAUGACUCUUGGAGUGAGAUCAACAGGUUGACCAUACGAAAAGAGGCGAACAAGAAACCGUAACCCAAUUGGAUCAGAUUGAAUAUCUACACCAACUUCCAAUCCAAGAGAAGAAGGGUCAACUUGAUGUCGAAGCUUUCUGAAGAAAUUUGUUGUCACACCUUGUGAAAAGCAACUCCGAGUCUCAUCGGAAUAUCAAUGAACGAUUUCUGCCGAACUACUUCACUGUGAAAAUGAGGUUUACAAUGUUCUGACUGACGUGGUUGUGUGUUGCAUUUAAAUAGGUCUACUUGUUACCCCAAAAAAGAUGUUCCGAAAGGAGGCUCAGAGACACAACUCUCUAGACAAGAACCACGGGACUGGUCGACAGUGCUGACUCCAUAAAUGAGGAUAUUAUGAACGGAUACUAGACUCUGCUCAAGUUCAAAGACAGCAACAUAAUGGAGGCAAACAGCAUUGAGAAAGAUGACACGGUCCGAUUCGAAGAUCAGAUCAAACUGCAUCACCUCAAGGCGUUGAUGCAGAAGUUUGCUCGCCACGAGCCCACAGAUGACAUGCCACCAGAUGGCUUCGUAACACCGGGUAGGAUCGUUAAGAGAGAGUCAGGGAACGUGACCGUGAAGGAAUUCAAGGAGAUGAUACACAGUCUCUUCAAGACCACGGCGUGGGAUGUGCAGAUGGAGAACCUGUUCGCUAAGGUCGACACAUCAGCUGACGGGAUGGUGGAUUGGAAUGAGUUCUGCACGUACAUGUUGCUUCACUAUCGUGAGAAUGAUAACGUCAAGAAGGAUUUACCUUUGAAAUACGAGCCUCACUUUAGACACAUUACGCAAAAUAAGCAAGAGAUUAUACAGUGUGUCAUCGCCCUUGAUAACCCGCCGAGAUACGUCACUCUCAGCAAGGAGGGAAUGUUAUGCGUCCUGGAUGCCAACUUCCUCCACGUGGAGCGCAGCUAUGAGCUCAAGAAUGAGAACGAGGACCCUCGCGCCUCUAAGAGGCGCUGCAAGACUUGGUACACCGACAUCACCACCAUGUGCAAUGCCAAUAAGAUAGUGAUCAGUUCUACGGGCAGAGAUCUCAGGUUCUGGGACAUCUCUUGCCCCACCAGCUUCUUUGAAGACUUUCACCUUUAUGCCUUGCCCGAUGUUCCCGAGUGCCUCGACUACUGGUAUGACCCACAGAAACCGUCCAGCGAGUCUCUUCUUAUCGUAGGUGAUGAUCAAGGCUCCAUUCAUCUUUAUCAUUUCAUUAAACCCUUGGACAGGCUCUUUGAGACACCCUUCACGGACAAGGAGGGAGUCAAGAAGAUAUGGGCUCAGGAUCUGCCCAAUCACCAGCGUUACGUCCGACACACUAAGCUGCCUGGUAUUCACACGGAGAUGAUUCGCAAGGUGCGUUAUCUCCCGGACAAUGACUACAUCAUCUCAUCCAGUGGCAGUAAGACCUCAUCACUGGUCCUGAGGGAUACACAGGGCAAGAAGAAGACGUACACGUUCAGGAUGAGCAAGGGUGUUGAAUGUUUUGACUUCAACAAGACUCUGAAUGUCAUAGCAACAGGUGGUAUCGACCACAAUGUCCUUCUGUGGAAUCCUUUUGUUCAGGACAGACCCACUGCGUGCCUUAAAGGUCACAUGAUGUCCGUCGUGGGCGUGGCCAUUAACGAGAUUACUGCGCAUGUCUACACUUACGCCAAAGAUGGGGUUAUCAAAGUUUGGGACUUGAAGGAGUACUCGUGUCUCCAGACGUACCCGAUGCGGUUCCCAUGCCUCCAGCAUCUCCGCUCGCCGGAGUAUGGUUCAUCCUGCCUGGUACUCCAUCACCGAUCGCUGGUAGCGUGCUGUGGGGAUUACAUAGGCACGUUGAACCUUGGCAAGACAGAGAUGGCAAGUCGCCGAAUGCCUGUGACGCAUAAGACAAAGCUGUGCUGUGCAAUAUACAACUCGUUCUUCAAGCAAGUAGCGACAGCUGCAGAUGAUUCGACCAUCACUGUCUGGGAUCUCAACUCGGGUGUCAAAUCCUUCUCCAUCUUAGAAGCACAUAGUAAGGAGGAUAUCACUAGCAUGGUGUUCAACACGACGGGACGAAAGAUGAUCACGGGGGCACGAAAUGGCACAAUCAAGGUGUGGAAUUUUCAGAAUGGUCACAACAUCAACCAGUUUGAGCCGAUUGCCGAGGCGGAGAUCACCGGCCUAGUCUCGUUAGGCAAGAGGAAAGGCGUGUUGGCCGUGGGUUGGAGUCGACAGAUCGUGUUCUACAAUGACAAGGAUGCAGAGACAUUAUUGGUGAAAGCAGACACCAGUUGGAAGGGUGGCCAGGUCCAUCAAGAUGACAUCUUGGCCGUCGAUUACUGCCCUCCCAACCUGCUAGCUACGGCCUGCUUCGAUGGGGAAAUCAUCGUGUGGAGCGUGGAGACAGAGACGAUAUUCAUCCGGCUAAGGAAAGGCCAAUCUUGCCAGGUGAGCAAGCGGCUAAAGCAGGCUCUCUCCUCACUGGAGCAAACAAAGGACAAACCAUCAUCUGGAAAAGGGACCAAUUCAUCCCGCAGCCACUUUUCCUCAGGGCAUUCCAGUCACUCGUCUAGAAACUCCCGACCAAAUACCAGACAUCAAGCAAACCACAAGCAACCAGCAGGUUUCACGCAGGCUCCUGUAGACAAGAUCCUCUUCCUGAAGAGUCGCAUCAUCAACAAGGGUCUGACAGAGGGCGCCGUUCUCAUCUCCAGUGAGGCGGGGUUUCUUCACUUCUGGUCAAUUUAUGGAUUCUCAAACAACCACAAAGGUUUCUUUUAUGCCAGUAACUCUGUUACUAAGGAGGAGUCGGUUCUCGCUAUGACAACCAAUCAUGAUGAUUCGAUGCUGAUAACGGGAGAUACCAUGGGCCAUGUGUAUGUAUGGGAUGUCGGCAAGUACUGUCUGGAUCCAACAGGAAAGGAAGAAACACGCCGGCCUCCCCUUAUCCACACAUGGCGUGCCCAUGACUUAGCAGUAGUCAGUGUGGAGUUUAUACGGGAGGCAUACAGCUACUUUGUGCUGACCGCUUCUACAGACUGGACGGCAAGGCUGUGGACAAUGGAGGGUCACUACGUCGGGACCUUCGGACAGUCCAAGAAAUGGAAUCUACGGAAUCCAGACACUUAUGAACAUCCGAGGACACCAUGGAGUCACCUGGAGGAGAGACGCACACUCCUAGAUGAGAUUUUAUCGCAAGACCAAGAUGACACGCCUGAUGAUGAUGUAUUUGUCGAUAGCUUGGAUAAAGCGGCAGAACUCAACAACAAUAAUAUCAUCAGCCCAACUCUGCAAUCAACGAAAGAAGGAGCAGACAAAAAUGUAAACACUGAGUCAGAGAUCAUGCCUAGCAUUGCAACUUCUCUUCCUUCAGAUACGGACACUUUCAGUGAAGAGGCAGACAAGGAUAACAAAGCUCAGCUGGUAACCCUGCCUUCCAUACACACACCGACAGCUUCCAGGGAACCAGCCAGCAAAGGUCGGCCUAAGGUCUCCAUUAAAUCUCCUCCACCCCUGACGAAUGACGAUAGUCCGCAUAUGUCCAAGUCCAGACGAGAGUCAGAGUACCCGUUGCUUGCUUCGGACAAGUUUCGUCUCAGAUCAAGCAAUGCCGGAGAAUCUGAAUAUGGAUUUAUGCUUGAUGCUCAGACAAGGAGUCUGCGAUCUGUUACCACGUGGGAGGAUGACCUUGGCCGGAGGUCAAGCAGGUCAAUGACCUUGUCGAGUUUUGGAUCGUACAGCACCGGCAGGAAACAGUCCAAGUCAGCACCUAGCUUACUUGGUCGUCAGGUGGAUGAGGACUUUGCCAGGAUCUCUCACAGCAGACAGGAGCGUCGGCAGCGAUGCGGAGGGGUAGACGUGAAGGCUACCCAGAGAUUUGGCAAACUAUGCUCCCCGUUCCAAGCACUUACAACCCUGAAGACCGAUGAAGUUCUUUUCCCCUCCAGCCUGCCAAUGACCCCAGGCAUGUUGACCCGAGGCUUGACGUGCACUAAUGAAGCCGAACUACGUAAUAUGACACUCAGCCCCACCCCAGGGGAAUACUGUCGUUCCGGGUUUGUAGACCAAGGCACGUCAACGUCACCCUUGCCUGCAAUCAGGCGGAUGUCAAGGACGAGCUGGAACAGGUGAUAUCAGCCCCACCCCAGGGGAUCUGCCCCACCCAGGGGAUGAGUUCUACAAGGGAAUGCUGGCCCUAAAGGACAGGCCAAAAGAGAUGACAUCAGCCCCACCCCAUGGGGAUGAGGCCAACCACCAGAGGAUAAGCCCCCUCUAAAAUAUUUGUAUAAAGGGAACUGUAAUUACUAGAAAUUUGUAUAGAUGUAUAGAGUAGCCAUAUGACAAUCAGUCCCACCCUAGGGAAAACAGUCCCUACCAUGGUAGAGCAAAUCUAACACACCCCCUUCCCCGGGAAAAAAGUACAUCUCUUCGAAUUCUGCGCAAGACAAUCACAAUUUUUGGCCAAACGUGAGUGCAAUGUCUUCUGCUUUUCUGUAGUAUUUUCUAAAGUAUUCAUGUACAUAUAUUUAAACUUUUAACAACUCCUUUUCCUAUGUUUGAAUUUUUUCGUAUUCAAGGUUCGUUAAAGUUAGUGGAACAGCAAAAAUAGAAGUAUUUCUCAAAAUUCACAUUGAUGUAGACAAAUGUCAAUUGCCAAAUUUGUUCACAUAACCGAAUGUUGUCUUUGAAGUCAAUUGUGUGUGUUGGACAGAAACUGCCAGAGGUUAUGCUGGUUUGAUUUUGAAUUUGUAAAAUGAUUGAAAAACCUGCUGAUUUGAUUUUUAUUACUGAGGAAAAUCAAGAUACCUGGAUAGUCGGUUAAAAAUAUCUUUAACAUAUUGCAUAUUCUGAUAUUAAACCCAAAAUAUUGUUUUUGCAAGUCACAAUUUCAGAGAUCUUUCUCAGGGUAAGAUUUAUAUGAAAAUAGAACAAAGAAAUAUAUUUCCGGUUUUCACAGUUUGGUUUUAAUAAAUCAAUUCUUUUAUUGUACAACUGAAGGGAUCUGUACAGCAAGUGUAUGUUACUUUAACUGUUCUUUUUGCAGAAUGUGUAUAAAUCAAGUUUAAAUUGCUGAGGUUUCAGAAAAAGUAUGUGAAAGGUUACCCACAAAUUUAAGCCAAAGCAAAACCAGUCAUGGUUGAACAUAGAGCUUGAACUAGGGUAAUCAUCACCUGGACAGAACUACCAAAAACAAAACAAAAACUAACAGCAACUUAUUUUGAAUCAGAGGGGAAAGUUCAGGUAUUAUAUCUGUUUGGAAAAAUGGGCCUAUAUUUGUCUAUGCUAAAGUUGGACGGAGUUUAACAAAAACAAAAUGAAUUAUGUCUCGCACAAAAAAGCUAUAUACAUAUAAACACAUCCAUGAAAUUCAACAACAAAAAAGGAAAAGUACAUUAACAUUUUGGAAUGUCUUCAAUAAUGGGUUUUGAGAAAAGUACCAUCGUAAGUGAUAAGAUCUUUCAGGAAAUGUUGGACAAAAGUGGAGCUCACUUUAAUAAGUGCUCAAGUUACUCUGGUGCUAGUGAA
This is a messenger RNA of Patiria miniata (bat star), 6155 nucleotides long. RefSeq names its product WD repeat-containing protein on Y chromosome-like. The coding region runs from base 1062 to 4760 and encodes 1232 amino acids. The record is from RefSeq and is a predicted model, not a curated record. Gene Ontology annotation, molecular function: protein binding; calcium ion binding. Lineage: Eukaryota; Metazoa; Echinodermata; Asteroidea; Valvatida; Asterinidae. The transcript has 22 exons.